UCGUUUGUUGCUUAAUCCAAAAAUGGUUUGUUUUUUAUGAAUCGAAGUGUUAACUGUGGUAAUUUAUUGAAGACCGAAUGAUCAGUUGGUAUUGAAGCUAUUGGCUUUUCUUCACAUUCAAUAAGACCUAAUUUUAUAACUCGUUCUCAUAAUUUUUUAAAGAAAAUGGGUAAAUUCUCUGUAUAACGUUGGGCGAAAAGUGUGGGGAUAUAGUUUAGUUGAUACUUGGUAUCUGAGUGUUUCAAUUUUAACCUUAAUUUUGUUUGAUUCUGAAGAGCGGCGGAGGGUUUCGGUUUAAAACAGUAAAGGGAUCGAGGAAAGGAUUUAUGGCAGAUCAAGUGUUGGAGGGUAGCCAACCAGUUGAUCUCUCCAAGCACCCAUCUGGAAUCGUUCCUACUCUUCAGAACAUUGUGUCUACUGUCAAUCUUGAUUGCAAGCUAGACCUCAAGGCAAUUGCGUUGCAAGCUCGCAAUGCAGAAUAUAAUCCGAAGCGUUUUGCUGCUGUAAUCAUGAGGAUAAGAGAACCAAAAACGACGGCCUUAAUCUUUGCUUCUGGGAAAAUGGUAUGUACAGGAGCCAAGAGCGAACAGCAAUCGAAAUUGGCGGCACGGAAGUAUGCCCGGAUUAUUCAGAAACUUGGGUUCCCAGCCAAAUUUAAGGAUUUCAAAAUUCAGAACAUUGUGGGCUCAUGUGAUGUAAAAUUUCCCAUUAGACUUGAAGGCCUCGCAUACUCUCACGGUGCCUUUUCAAGUUAUGAACCAGAACUGUUCCCUGGACUUAUAUAUCGGAUGAAACAGCCAAAAAUCGUUCUGCUUAUUUUUGUUUCUGGGAAAAUUGUUCUUACAGGCGCCAAGGUUAGAGAAGAAACUUAUACUGCAUUUGAGAACAUAUAUCCGGUCCUUACUGAAUUUAGAAAGAAUCAGCAGUGCAAGCAUAUGGCUACACAUUCUCGUAAAGAGGAGUUUCUGUUCCUAUUUCUAUUUGCAAUCGCAAAUACAAGUAGGUCGUUUGUGUUUUCAACACGAAAAACAAUGGGGCAGGUUUUCGGCUUUCCUCAAUCCCCGAUGGGCAUAAUCAAAUGAGAAUUUGAAGAUCGUUGAAAUGGUGAUUUAUGAGGGAUGAAGUUAACUUAAAAGGUUUGUUGGCAUGGCAUGGGAGUUGGUUGUUAAGGGGCAAAUGUAAAUAUGGUUAGUAGUGGAAAUAGAAGGGAAGAACUGAAGGCAAAUGCACACCCACUUUUCCUUCUUCUUCUUUUUUCCUUGCAAUGACAUCACAUGAAAGGCCAUAUGAUUGGAAGGAACAUCUUUUUGAUUGCUGUUUGUUGGAUAUCAAACAGUUAAUAAGACUAUUUUAUAGUUCGUUUUGGAUAUUAUUCUUUAUAUCAAGGGAAUUAUCAAAAAUGAUAUAACGAUAUAAUAACCUUGGUGAGAU
Cynara cardunculus var. scolymus (artichoke) is the source of this 1431-nucleotide messenger RNA. Its product is annotated as TATA-box-binding protein-like. The record is from RefSeq and is a predicted model, not a curated record. Lineage: Eukaryota; Viridiplantae; Streptophyta; Magnoliopsida; Asterales; Asteraceae. Bases 327 to 1082 code for a protein of 251 amino acids. The transcript has 10 exons. Gene Ontology annotation, biological process: DNA-templated transcription initiation. Gene Ontology annotation, molecular function: DNA binding; RNA polymerase II general transcription initiation factor activity.